Cannabis sativa is the source of this 1623-nucleotide messenger RNA. Its product is annotated as glycine-rich cell wall structural protein 1.8. Lineage: Eukaryota; Viridiplantae; Streptophyta; Magnoliopsida; Rosales; Cannabaceae. The transcript has 8 exons. The coding region runs from base 172 to 1329 and encodes 385 amino acids. The record is from RefSeq and is a predicted model, not a curated record. Gene Ontology annotation, molecular function: RNA binding.
AUGGUAUAUAAGAAGAAUGACCCAAAAUGUUAAGGAAUGUGGUGAGUCUUAACGCUUAAGUCAAUUUUCACUCACGCGCUCCUCUCUCGUUUUCUUCUGCUAGGGUUUUAAGGGUUUUCUCCAAACGAAGAACACAAAAUUAAAAAAAAAAAAAUCUCAAUCGAUUGAAGCAUGGAUAGGUAUCAAAGGGUUGAGAAGCCCAAGCCCGAAUCUCCCAUCAAUGAAAAUGAAAUCCGAAUCACCACCCAAGGUGUUAUCAGAAACUAUAUCAGCUAUGCGACCACUCUUCUCCAGGAGAAACGAGUUGCUGAGAUUGUAUUGAAAGCAAUGGGUCAGGCAAUCAGUAAGACGGUGGCCAUUUCAGAGAUUAUAAAGAGUAGAAUUCCUAGGUUGCAUCAAGAUACUGCUAUCAGCUCAGUGAGCAUAACUGACGUAUGGGAACCUAUUGAAGAGGGUCUUGUGCCUGUGGAGAUGACUCGUCAUGUCUCGAUGAUUUCAAUUACUUUAUCAACUAAAGAGCUUGACAAAUCCUCUCCUGGUUACCAAGAGCCUUACCAAGGGGAUCAGUCUAAGCCACAGCCAAACUAUCAGCAGCAGUUGCAACAACCUAGGCAACCUCGUGUGCCAUAUAAUUCUGUAAAUGAAGAUUCGUAUAACCGAGGUUGGGGCCGUGGUAGAGGACGAGGGAGGGGUUGGAAUAGGGGUGGGUAUGGUGGAAACUAUCAGGUUGGGUAUGGUGGUGGAAACUAUCAAGGCGGUGGAUAUGGAAAUUAUGGAGGAGGUUAUGGAAACUACCAAGACAAUGGUGGAUAUUCAAAUCGGGGUAGAGGUGGUGGAAGAGGCAGAGGUCGAGGUUAUCGAGGUACAGGUACAUAUGAAAGGAGUACAGGUUCUGGAUUGGAAAGAGGCACAGGUUCUGGAUUUGAAAGAGGUACAGGUUCUGGAUACGAAAGGGGUACGGGUUCUGGAUAUGAAAGAGGUGCCGGAUAUGAUAGGGGUACAGGAUACGAAAGAAGUGGAGGAAGUUACGAAAAAGUUACAGGAUAUGAAGGAGGAAGAGGAGGCAGAGGCGGAGGUACAGGAUACGAACGAGGUGGAAAUGGAAAUUACGAAAAAGUUGCAGGAUAUGAAGGAGGAAGAGGUGGAGGUUACGAAAGAGGUACAGGAUAUGAAGGAGGAAGAGGUGGAGGUUACGAAAGAGGUACAGGAACAGGAUAUGAUAGAGGAAGGGGUGGAGGAGGAGGAGGAGGAGGGGGAAGAGGGUAUGGCCGUGGGCGAGGACGGAUGGGUGGCCGCUCAAGGGGGGGCGGUGUUGGGAUCCAGGGUUGACAGUAUGGUCUGUUAUUUUGCUUUUAGCUAAAUGGUUGCCUGUGGCCUGUGGGGGUUGAAUUUUAUGGGGUUUAACUGUUUUUAAUAGGCGUGAAAUGUGAGCUUUUGGAAAGCAGUUUCUAUUUUCUAGUUUCCCUCUUGCGUUUUUUAUAUGAAAUGUGGGGCAAAGGUUGUUUUUUAGUCAAGUGCAAAGUAGUUGGUUUUAAGCUGUUGAUUCAUUUCAUCUAUAUUCCCGCCAAUAUUUGUAUCUAGAUUUUUUUUUUCUUAAUAUCACAUAUCUUUAUUCCUUGAAAA